Molecule: messenger RNA, 3918 nt
Organism: Aspergillus terreus NIH2624
Lineage: Eukaryota; Fungi; Ascomycota; Eurotiomycetes; Eurotiales; Aspergillaceae
Product: ABC transporter ATP-binding protein
Exons: 11
Coding region: 1-3918 (1305 amino acids)
Biological process (GO): transmembrane transport
Cellular component (GO): membrane
Molecular function (GO): ABC-type transporter activity; ATP binding; ATP hydrolysis activity
Source: RefSeq, a predicted model, not a curated record
AUGGGACCUCCUUCGGAGCCCGAAUCUAGGCAGCUCUCGGCGCAGAGUCCGGACUCACUCGGCCUGCAACAUGAGUCGUCUCAAACGGCUGAGCGCAAAGAAGCCAGCGCUGUCAAACUGAACGAGACAAAAGAAAAAUCCUCCGAUGAAGAAAAGUCCGAAGACCAGGCCUCUGAAAGUAAAGAUGAGCAGCCUGAACAGAGUGCUUCCCUGGCAAAUUAUUUCAGGGUCUUUUCCUACGCCAAUACACAGGAUCGCGCGAUUCUCGCUUUGGGGCUUCCUCUGCCUCUGAUGAAUAUCGUCUUCGGAAACCUGGUUGGAGAAUUCAACGGCUAUUUCACGCCCGGGACAACGGUCACUGAGGACGAAUUCAAAGCCUCCGUCAGCAAUCUGAGCUUGUACAUCGUGUACCUCUUCAUUGGGAAGUUCACGUUGACAUACGUCUCCAUGUACUGUUUCCGUGUCAUCAGUCUUCGCGUUUCGGCCACCCUCCGGCUAGAAUACAUGCAGUCUCUUUUCGCCCAACGCAUCAGCAAGCUGGACCAGGUAUCAGUGGGAACGAUCACGAAUACAAUCACAACCCUCUCCAAUUCCAUCCAGCAGAGCAUCUCGGACAAACUCGCUAUCCUCUUCCAAUCCAUCGCUCUUCUAAUUACCGCAUACAUCAUUGCGUUCAAGUACUCAUGGGCCUUGACACUCGUCACAAGCGCUGCUCUUCUUUUCAUCCUUGUCGUCUGCUCUUUCACAAUCCCGGUCCUUGUCAAGGUCCAAGCAGAAGUAGAUGAGGCCGACAAGAAGCACUCGUCUAUCGCAGCCGAGAUCUUUGGCUCCAUCCGCACUGUCGUGUCGCUCGGAGCGCAGAGUUUCCUCUGCAAGAAAUAUGCCGGCUGGAUUGAGGAAGCGCGGAGACGGGGGCAGCGCAUGUCAACCGUAUUGGGGAUCCAGCUUGGUCUGGUGUUCUUCGCGAUGUACUCCAGCUAUUCGCUGGCGUUCUGGUUUGGCCUGAAGCUCUACAGAGAGGGUCACAUUGCGAAUAUCAACGUCGUUAUCACGGUGUUCUUCUCCGUCAUGAUCGCGGUGAGUGUUCUGGGAAACAUCGCCUCGCCGUUGAUGAUCGUGUCCAAGGCUGCUAGCGCUGCGGGCUCGUUUUUCGAAAUGAUCAAUUCUGAGAGGAUCGACACUAGCGGUUUCCGCGAGCCCGAGGCUUCCGCUGAAGUCGAUAUCAUUUUUCAGGAUGUCGAAUUUACGUACCCUUCUCGUCCAGACACGAAGGUGCUGAAAGGGUUCAACGCCCGCUUUGAAAGAGGAAAGACGACUGCGUUGGUAGGGCCAUCCGGCUCCGGAAAGAGCACGAUCGCCGCCUUGAUUGAACGAUGGUAUGACCUGAAGGAGGGAGAUGGGCCUCUCAACGGUGGGGAUAUCUUCGUUGGCCAGCACAAGAUAAGCGACCUCGACUUGAAAUGGUGGAGAUCUCGGAUUGGACUUGUCCAGCAAGAGCCGUUCCUUUUCAACGACACGAUCUUCAACAAUGUAUCCUUUGGUUUGAUUGGAACAAAAUGGGAGAACGAACCCGAAUCCACCAAAAGGGAGCUGGUCCAGAAGGCCUGCGAAGAAGCAUCAGCGACAGAGUUUAUCGACCGUCUGCCAGAGGGCUAUGAUACUAUCGUGGGAGAGAACGGUACCAAGCUGAGCGGCGGUCAAAGGCAACGUCUGGCUAUUGCGCGAAGCAUCAUCAAGCAGCCCACCAUUCUGAUAUUAGACGAGGCGACAAGUGCAAUUGAUGUCCGCGGAGAGAAGAUAGUCCAGGCAGCGCUAGACCGAGUGUCGAAGGACCGCACCACAGUCGUGAUUGCCCAUAGACUCUCGACUAUCCGGAAAGCUGACAAAAUUGUUGUGAUGACGGGUGGCGUUGACAUGGAGCAUGGGUCGCAUGAUGAGCUGAUGGACAUCGAUGGUGGCGUGUAUAGAGGCCUUGUCAAUGCCCAGAGACUGGAGAUCUCGGCAGAAGAUGAGACUGACAUGACGGAGGCCAGUCCGGAGCUGGAAGAGGAGGCCAAGUCAGUGGAUACGGUCCUCUAUGAUUCCUCACAAAAGGACGAAGAGGACUACAAAGAAAGCCGAAGCUUCUUCACCAGUAUCGGGCUAUUCUUAUACGAGCAGCGCGCAAGGUGGAUGUUGUAUAUUCCGACCUUGCUCGCCGCUGCCGGAGCUGGAGCCUCCUUCCCAUUACAGAGCUGGUUGAUGGCACAGUUGAUCGGUGUCUUCAGAUUGAGUGUAGAGAAACUUGCAGACGCUGCGAAUUUUUGGGCGCUAAUGUUCUUCAUCCUCGCCCUCGGGGUGGCUGCUUGCUAUAGCGUGCUGGGCUACUGUACCAACCGGUUCUCAAUGGAGGUUGGCUCAUACUGCCGAACGGAUUACAUCGAGAAUAUCUUGAAGAAACCAAUCGCGUUCUACGACCGCCAUGAGAAUGCGUCCGGCUCCCUGGUUUCUCGGCUUGCGACUGACCCGAAGCAAGUUCAGGAGUUACUGGGACCAAAUGGCGCAUUUCCGAUUAUUUCCAUCUUUGGUGUCGUGGGCUCCAUAGUGAUCGCCUUUUCCUUUGGCUGGAAGCUAAGCUUGGUGGCGGUAUUCGCGGCUUUGCCAUGCACUUUUCUCGCUUCUUUCAUGCGCAUUAGAUAUGAGAUGCAGUUCGAUGCAAUGAACGCGAAGGUGUAUGCGGGUAGUUCGCAGUUCGCUGCCGAGGCCAUAGAGGCCUUCCGGACUGUCUCAGCACUGACGAUGGAAGAUGCUAUCUUGAAUCGGUAUCGGAACCUCCUCCAGGAACAACAGAGGAAGGCUUUUCGGAAAGCCUGGUACGCCACAUUGAUCUUUGCUUUUUCCGAUAGCGUUGAGCUAUGUGCGAUGGCACUGACUUUCUGGUACGGUGGCCAACUGCUGGCGUCAAGAGAGUACGAGCCGACAAAAUUUUUCGUUAUCUAUAUGGCAAUCAUUCAAGGAGGACAGCAAGCUGGCCAAUUCUUUAGCUUUGGAUCAAAUAUCGCACAGGCAACCGCAUCGGCUAACAGGAUGUUGGACUUUCGUCCAAGGCCAGCUUCAGCGAGCAGUACCGGGGCCGACUCCGUUCAAAAGACAAACUUCGAGCGGAGCGAGGGCGCAAGACUCGAAUUCAACCAGGUUACAUUCAUAUAUGCGUCGCAAGAGGUCCCUCUUUUCUCGGAUCUCAGGUUCAACAUCGAAAGUGGGCAAUUCGUCGCGUUUGUCGGGCCGUCCGGUUGUGGCAAGACGACCGUCAUAUCACUGCUGGAGAAAUUCUAUCACCCAGCACAAGGCACCAUUACAGUCGACGGCCAUGAUAUAAGUCGCCUAGAGACCUCGUCCUACCGGAGGGCAAUCUCACUCGUGGCACAGGAACCGAGGCUUUUCGAGGGAACGAUCCGUGACAACAUUACCCUAGGCCUUGACGAGUCUGAUUUCACUGAAGAUGAUAUAGUGCAAGCAUGCAAAGACGCGGAAAUCCAUGAUUUCAUCGCAUCACUUCCGAACGGCUACUCCACUGAGCUCGGUAUAAAGGCCCAGACAUCGCUUAGCGGAGGCCAGCGGCAACGACUCUGCAUUGCGCGUGCGCUGUUACGAAAACCGUCUCUUCUCCUGUUAGAUGAGGCCACCUCGAGUCUUGACUCGCAAUCCGAAAAGCUCGUGCAAGCAGCAAUGGACCGCUUGGCUGCGAAGAGAAGCAUGACAAUCGUAGCUGUUGCCCACAGACUGGCCACGAUCCAGAAGGCCGACGUGAUCUUUGUGUUUGGAGAAGCGCAUGGUGGGAAGGGCUCUCGCAUCGUGGAGCAAGGAACGCACCAGGAAUUGCUCCGAAAGAAGGGAACUUACUGGCAGAUGUGUCUGGAGAACGCGAUGGAUAAAUGA